UCUUGGCUUCCGUAGCAGCAACGAGUGGCUAAAAUAGCUGCCUGAUAAUAUUUCCUGAUUAACAAAUAACAGAGGUCGUCCCUGUUUAUGUCUUAAUAAACACUCAUAACGCGGUGUGCGUGGACAGAGCUUAUUUCCGGGAUGUGCUCCGUCGACGGAUGUGAAUCGUGGCAUCGCAACGCGCAACGGUUUAAGUUACCGGAGGAUCCAGAGAUGAGACUGGAAUGGGUUCAGUUUUUGGCCACAGUUAAUAAGCAGCGUUUUAAAGAGUCGUCGUGGACUGAAAUCACUAUCUGCGCUGAGCAUUUCAAAAGGGACUGUUUGAUUUAUGUGGCUCCGACUGGGGCGGUGCAGCUAACGCCCGGUGCUGUUCCAUCUCUGUGUGUCCAGUCUAAGCCAGAGUGGCUCAGUGUGUCGGUCUGUCUUCGACCACGAUCAGAACGUCGGAAAGAAAAGGAUCGCCAGAGGAAAAGAAAGGCUUUGGAGAAUGAAACGCCAGAACAAGCGGCGCUGCGAAAGAUAAAGAACAGAGAGAGAAUGGCAGAGAGGAGGAAACAAGAAACAGAAAAGCAACGAUAUGAACGGUUAUCCAAGGUCAGGUGUAAAGUUGCAGAAACUCGUGCAAAAGAGACACCAGAUGCACAGGCUGCCAGGUUAUCCAAGGUCAGACGUAAAGUUGCAGAAACUCGUGCAAAAGAGACACCAGAUGCACGUGCUGCCAGGUUAUCCAAGGAUAGGAGUAAAACUGCAGAAGCUCGUGCAAAAGAGACACCACAUGCACGUGCUGCCAGGUUAUCCAAGGACAGGAGUAAAACUGCAGAAACUCGUAUAAAAGAGACACCAGAUGCACGUGCUGCCAGGUUAUCCAAGGACAGGAGUAAAACUGCAGAAACUCGUGCAACAGAGGCACCAGAUGAAAGAGCUAUACGGCUGUCAGCAAACAGACGUCAAACUGCCAAAACUCGCACUGCAGAGACACCUGAACAACGAAGCACAAGAUUGUCAAGAGACAAAAUGGCAAAAUUAAAAACAGCAAAUGCACUUACCAUUGAAGAUGCAUCUAGAGCUUUCCAUGAGCGAAUUAAGGAAGGGCCAACAUGUGUCUGCUGUGUCUGUCAUCGGCUUAUGUACAGGAGGACUGUUGUACGUUUUAAUCAGAAUAAAUACAACCAGGAUGUCACCACUGAAUUGACCAACCAUUUGUCUACUGACUGCACUUGGAUCUGCAAUACUUGUGACUCUACAAUGAAGACAGGACAGAUGCCUGCACAGGCAAAAGCCAAUGGACUUCAACUCAGUGACAUACCAGAGGAACUAAGUGACCUGCGACCGCUAGAGUGGCAAGACGGUGAUCACGAUCUCUGGCAAGCGAUCAACCAAUCUCCAUGUGCAAGAACUGAUGAAGUUUCUACUGUUACAGUUCCCCAGGCAGCCAGAACAGACAUCUAUAGUAUUGCGAAAAGAUAUGGAUAUGACGUCGAAGAUGUGCCUUCAGAUGGUAAUUGUUUCUUCAAUGCAAUACAUGUUACCUGUGCCCGAUCCAACAUAGACUGUGUAUCGCCAGAUGAGCUGAGACAAACGUUGGUGCGGUUUCUCAGGACAUCUAAUGAUGUGGACCGAUAUCAGCAGUUCAUCCCAGACCCAAUAGCAAGUCAUGAGGCAAUAGUUACUGGCUACGAUGUGGACAUGCCAGAGGACAUUGACUUUGGGAUUGCGUGUAUCCCCGACGUAGUUGAUCGCCAAAUUGAAACGUGGAACCGAUAUGUGGAUCGACUGAAGAAGGGUGCCUGGGCAGAUAAUGUGACAGUUCAAGCAUUGUCGGACAUGAUGGACAUGGAGAUUCACAUCGUAACAACUAUCAAUCCGGAUGCCAUGACGAUUGUUAAACCACCAGAUGUCAGUCCUUCUCGUCGAGUAGUCACCAUUGGUUUGAUUGAUCAAUGUCAUUAUGUGGCGCUUUGUCAGACCACACCAAACAUAACACUGACGGAAGCAAAUCAAAGUACCAGUAAACCAGCACAAGUGGAUCAAAGUUCACCAGCACAAGCAGAUCAAAGUACUGUGCCACUGAUGAGCAAACAAGAAAGAGAAGAUGCAGAGGAUGAGCGUUCAUUUGAGGAAACAGCAGCAGCGCGAGGCUUGCCGUAUAGUACCUGCGUGCAGGAGGACAAUCCACAGGACCAUGACAAUGAGCCUGUGGAAACCACUGAAGUUAAGACAUAUUCACCCUCUUUUCAUGAAGAAUUGACGCUUCCCUCAAGAGAAGGCCCAGUUCCACUUAGUGUCUUAUGUUCAACAAGAGAUGUUUCCGAUACUUCAGCGUCUGAAAUGCUACCAAAAAAUGUGAAAAUUGAUUUGAUCCUGAAAAGAGCAGCGCCUGUACAGACAAAGGAAAAACACCUCCUUAAGCUGUUCAACGAGAAGUGCCAGUCAUGUGGCUGUAAACUCAGAAUCGAUAAGGUGACCCACGGCGGUUUGGUUGUCUUUAACCAGCAGUGCCUUCAGUGUGUGCACAGAAACCAGAGGAAAAGCCAGGUCAGUACCAGUGCGCCACCUGCUGAACGCCACCACCUGACAGGAGGCACUGAGGUCAUUCCAGAGGCCGGACCAACAGAAGACUCACUUGUGUCUCAUGUUGGCGUUAAUGAGGUGACUGACUCUGUCAACAAAACCGAGGGAUCAAGUGAUGAGACUGAAGUGGAUUCAGAGAGGAAGACAAGUGUGCCUCGGAUGAUCAAUGAUAAGGAAACUGAUGACGAUGAGGAAUCUGAGGACGAUGAGGAAUCCGAGGAUGACGAUGAGGAAUCUGAGGAUGAUGACGAAGAAGCGGAGAGAACAUGUUAUAAUCUUGCUCCCCAGCCCAAUGAGCUCUGCACGGUGUGUGGGAAGUUUUACAGAAAACGGUGGCCUCACACAUGUGAGCACAUACUUAAGCCCUAUUCCUGCAACAUUUGUGGCAAGAGAUGUGCUAAUGAGCAUGCUGUAAACUCCCAUAGCAGAGUUCAUGAGGUAAAUUACGCGCAUCGGUGCAAAUACUGCCACAUGACAUUCAAAACAAAAGUGGGCAAAGUCAAUCAUGAGCAGAUCCACCAAACGGAAGGACAGCCCUAUAAAUGUUCUGAAUGUUCAGAAGCAUUUGCCACAAAUAAGGAACGCAGUCUCCACAUGGAGGAUCACACAGGCCCCAAGCAGUUGAAAUGUCAUAUCUGUGGGAAGGAGUUCCUCUGGACUCUUGCUCUCCAGAGACACUUAAAUGUGCACACAGGUCUAAGGCCUCAUAAGUGUUCAGUGUGCCAUCGUGGCUUCAACCAGCCGAGUCACCUCAAAUCUCACAUGCGCCUGCACACGGGAGAGAGGCCUUAUAAAUGUCAGCAUUGCGACAAAUGCUUCAAUCACAACGUGAGCUUGAAGAGUCACGUUCAGCGUUACCACGCACCAGGCAAUGAACGGAAUAAUGCCAAGAGGAAAAAAAGGAACACUAGUGAUGCUCAGGGUGUUGGGAACAAAAUGGGUGAAGACUCUGUCCUUGCCACUGUAGAGAAGAUACAGGAUGCACAAUUGAGUGAACAGGAAAGAAAGAAGAAGAGACACACUGGUAGACCCAUUGGGAGGCCUAAGAGUUAUGCAUCAAGUAAUGUAGUACUGGAAAUUCAACUGGAAGAUCCAAGUUCACACACUAACACUGAAGAUCCACAGGCGGUGUCGACACUGACUGACAACAACGGGACCAUCUCUGAAUUAGCAGAGGAGGAAGGGCAGAAAAGCACGGACACAAAGGAUACCACAAAAUCAACAAGAAAAAAAACACAUUUUGACAGUGACUCUGAUUUCGACCCAGAUGAAACAAAGAAGAGAAGUGGUAAAUGCCCAGGGAAGCAGAGGGGGAGGCCAAGAAAAACUCCGGUGGUGUGAAGUUUCAUGAAAAGAACAUAAAUAAUUAUAAUUGCACUUAAAUGAUACAGUAAUACAUGCAUAUUGAAUAAUAAUGACAUGACUUUUUACAUCAGUUACCAGAAGGAAAAAAAAAAGACAAACCAUUAUCUGUUCAGAGAAGUUAAAGCUUUCAUUUCAAAACAAUUUCAAAUGUGACUUGUGUAAAAUGACACUUAUCAGGACUGAUGUUAAACACCAAUGCUUCAUUCUGCUGCAACUUGCUGGUGCUCAGGGCUGGCCCAAACCUCUAUGGGGCCCAAAGCAAAAUUUGAUGCUGGGGCCCUUUAUCAACGCCAAUAAUAAAGCAGUAAAUGACAUGAUGCUUCUGGGGUGACUGCACAGUUGUAACUGUUGCUUGGAUCAUCACAAUGUCAGUCUGGCAUGUUGUUACACUUGCACUUAAAUUGGCUUUAGUCUUAAAUGGUGUCAAAAUCAGAAGAAAGGCCUUGUGUUGAUUUUCACUUCGUAUUCAAAAUGGCAGAAUACUAAGAGGUGAAAAUGGUGACAGCCUACUAAAAAGUAACCAAAUAAAACAAUACAUUUUUACUCUACUAACCAUGACAAUGACUUUUUGUUUGGUGUGAUUUAAGAGCUCCAAAAAUAAACUACAACAAAUUAUUAUUCUACUAUAGUAUCAUUAAAUAUUCAAGUAGAAAUCCCACUAAUUGAAUAACGUAAAUAAAACAGCACCUCGUUAAUAAGUGCAAAGUACAUCUGUUUUUUUAUUUGAAUGGGGGUCAAGGGGGCCUAAGCAGCAGCUUAGUUCACUCACUCCUUGUUGGCUGAUGUGUAACCUUCUUGAACAUGAGAUACAUUUGCCUCUGAGAGGGGAAGGGAAGUCAUUUCAACUAUGCAAAUAACAGCAAGGCUUCUGUAGUUGAUUAGAUUGAUUAGAUGGAAUAUAAAACAAAGAGUUUCAAGGGUUUAUUUUGAAACCUCAGUAUGUGUAGUGCCACAGGUUGAAGAACAGAAGACAAUUUGACUGCAAAAAUGUCAAUGAUACAUCACAGCCCACAAAAAGCUCUUGGAAGAUGAUGUGAAAUGUUGUUGUUUUUUUAAAAAGGAAGUGAUAUUUAUUUUGUGUUCAAUGUGUUCAUGACUAACAGUUGUUAACACUCCACUCCUGCUUGUGUUAGGUUUUGCUAGUCUGUUACUUUGUUAAUUAUGCCAAAACAAAACGUUAUUUGCUGGUCAAAACUGCUAGAGAAAAUAAAUACUCUGCUACAAGUA
Molecule: messenger RNA, 5163 nt
Organism: Solea solea (common sole)
Lineage: Eukaryota; Metazoa; Chordata; Actinopteri; Pleuronectiformes; Soleidae
Exons: 10
Coding region: 142-3912 (1256 amino acids)
Biological process (GO): regulation of DNA-templated transcription
Molecular function (GO): DNA-binding transcription factor activity, RNA polymerase II-specific; RNA polymerase II cis-regulatory region sequence-specific DNA binding
Source: RefSeq, a predicted model, not a curated record